Messenger RNA from Penicillium bovifimosum, 2028 nucleotides. RefSeq names its product UV-endonuclease UVE-1. Gene Ontology annotation, molecular function: endonuclease activity. The transcript has 2 exons. The coding region runs from base 1 to 2028 and encodes 675 amino acids. Gene Ontology annotation, biological process: nucleotide-excision repair; response to UV; mitochondrial DNA repair. NCBI's taxonomy places the organism in Eukaryota, Fungi, Ascomycota, Eurotiomycetes, Eurotiales, Aspergillaceae. The record is from RefSeq and is a predicted model, not a curated record. Gene Ontology annotation, cellular component: nucleus; mitochondrion.
AUGUGUCGGCGGUCUUUUGCUCGGCUACUGCAGGGUCUGUCUUUCCAUCAUGUCCAUUCCUUGGAAGCUGGCCCGCAGGGUCGCCACACGUCAUUGAGAAUCCCCGAUCGAUCCGUCCCGGUGGCGAGAAUCCGAUCGAUUCCUCCAAUUCAAAUACAUGCUCAUCAUGCAGCUCCCAGACUUCUGCGCUCUUCACAUAGGCGUGCCACAAAUAGCCCAAUUGCUUCGCCCAGAUCUGCGCCAGUCCGCGCAUACUCACAAGAUACUGGCAGAGAACGAACCCCUUCGGACUUAGAAGACAUGGCCGUGGCGACUGAAACGUCUGGAUUGGACCCGAGUCCAGCGGACAUUCUCAAUGAAGAUGUGCUCGUGCCUGCUGGUCAGGCUGAAGUUGCAUUGGACCCGGAGUCAGACGAGGACAUCCCCCUCGAAGCCGAGGAGCUGAAAGAAGCCCUCGGACGACCACCUCCGGUGAAUAGCAGCUACCUUCCCCUUCCCUGGAAAGGGCGAUUAGGAUAUGCCUGCCUCAAUACAUACCUUCGCUAUUCUACACCCUCCGUGUUCUGUUCUCGAACGUGUCGCAUUGCCUCUAUACUCGAAAAUCGACACCCUCUUGCAGACCCCGACCAGCCCGCACACGCGACCAAGAAUCGUCCGGACCGCGACCAACCAGCUGAUAUUGGACGUGGACAGGCGUUUGUCGAGGGUCUAGGCUUGGCGAAUGCACGCGAUUUGGUUAAGAUCAUUCGCUGGAACGACAAAUAUGGCAUCAAGUUCAUGCGGCUCAGCAGUGAGAUGUUCCCAUUUGCCAGUCACAAAGAAUAUGGUUAUAAGCUGGCGCCGUUCGCCUCAGAGGUGCUGGCCGAUGCAGGUCGAGUCAUUGCAGAACUUGGACAUCGGGUGUCUGUUCACCCCGGUCAGUUCACUCAGUUUGGCUCACCGAGGAAAGAGGUUAUCGAGAGCUCUGUCCGCGAUCUCGAGUAUCACUCAGAGCUACUGCAACUACUCAAAUUACCGCCACAGCAAGACCGCGAUGCCGUCAUGAUCCUUCACAUGGGUGGAGUGUUUGGUGACAAGGCUGCCACUCUGGAUCGAUUCCGCGAGAAUUACGCUAUGUUAUCGCAGGACAUUAAGAAUCGAUUGGUUUUGGAGAACGACGAUGUCAGCUGGACUGUCCACGACCUCCUGCCUAUUUGUGAAGAGCUCAAUAUCCCUCUUGUUCUUGACUACCACCACCAUAACAUCAUGUUUGACGCCGCUGAGCUCCGCGAGGGCACCGAGGAUAUCAUUCCCCUGUACGAUCGCAUAGCGGCGACCUGGUCUCGGAAAAAUAUCACCCAGAAGAUGCAUUACUCCGAACCAACUGCAGCCGCCAUCACCCCGCGCCAACGGCGCAAACACAGUGACCGCGUUGCUACAUUACCCCCCUGUCCACCUACCAUGGAUCUGAUGAUUGAGGCCAAGGACAAAGAACAAGCCGUUUUCGAGUUGAUGAGAAACUUCAAACUCCCCGGCUACGAACUCGUGAACGAAAUCAUACCCUACAUGCGCGCCGAUGAAAAUCAGCCUCCCAAAACACCUAAAAAGACCAAGAAGAAUGGCUUCGUGGAUUUAGAAGGCUCAGUACCUCCGCCUCGAAUCCCAGAAGAAGAAGUCGGAAUGGGUGGACCAGACCGCAGAGUCUACUGGCCUCGUGGCAUGGAGGAAUGGCUCCGACCGGCCAAGAGGAUUGUCAAGCCUAAAGCCGCACCAAGUCCGAAGAAAGGUGCUAAGAAAGCUAAGACUGAAGAUGUCGCGGAAGAGGUUUCCGAGGAUAUUCCGAUUGAGUUAGAAAAACCCAAGAAGAGAGCCAAGGCCACGAAACGUACGCCACCGUCGACCACUAGGUCUCGGCGGAAGCGCAAGGCUUCGGUUGUGGAGUCCACCCCAGAACCUGAAGAAACCGAAGAGGCUUCAACAGCGGAAGCAUCGUUAUCCCGGCGUAGUUCGCGUGCGAAGAAAGUGAACUACACCGAGGAUAGUGCCUAA